Peronospora farinosa is the source of this 1158-nucleotide messenger RNA. Lineage: Eukaryota; Oomycota; Peronosporomycetes; Peronosporales; Peronosporaceae. The record is from the annotation of a GenBank genome assembly.
AUGAACACGUGCGAAGUGAAGGACGUACAGAGGUUACGGCCAGCUGACCACAUUUGUAUCUGGGACACUAGUCGCUGGCCAUUUCGAUACACACAUCAUGGUAUUGUCUACAUGGCGGGAGAGAGCGCCGAUGUCAUCUCCGUUGCUCAUGUCUGGUCUCGUAAGACGGGGCUACGUGAGUCGCAAGCAGAUUCAAAUUUUCAGAUCACAAGUCUUACGGAAUUUUUGAAUGGGAGGCCGCUACGAGACAUGCGUCGUGUACAAUACAACUCGUCGCUGGUGGCAGAAGCCAGCUCCCGACUGGGCGAAGUGCAUCGGACACACGCUGAUGCGCCCCCUGUGGUAUUGGCACGCUGUGAGUUUCUUUUAGGGCUCGGCCAGGGACAUUUUAGUAUUUUAUCGUUGAACUGCGAGCACGUGACGCUGUGGUGUACGACGGGUGUGGGCUGGUCCAAACAAGUGCUGUCCAGGGCAGAGACAAAGGUGCCAUUUUUGACGUCGUCUACGAAGUCGACACAAGCACUGGAGCGGCUAGAGCUGCAGUUGCGAAACAUUCGAGAAGUUGUGAAGGAGAAGAACAGAAAGUUGGAAGCACUUGGAGGGAAACGAGUCUACUUGCGACUGAAAGGUACUGGCAAGUUUGCAAAAAGGCUUGGAGACGAACUGUUCCUUGUGCAGGAUGACCCGAGUGAAAAGGACUGGGCUUUUCGUCAGAGACCCACGUCGCUGAGAUUAGCAGUCCACGUCUCGGCGUACAACAGCGUGCGUGUGGAGUUUGAAGAUUACGAGAAAUCUGGAGAUGUGCUGUAUGCGAGUUCGAGUGGAUUGAAACUUACGCGACGCAGGACAAUGCAGCUCAAGAGGUGGUUCCAAUUCGAUUUUGGAUGGGAGGGAGAGCUGCAGAGCCUGCGUCAUCGUCGCUGGUUUGUUGGAGCGCAGACUCGCGACGGAUUGCUUCGUCCAUUCAUUUCGCGAGAGAAGGGUGCUAGUUUUGAGAUAAUUGAUGCCGAUGCAAUGGAUGUCCUGAGUCCUAUGAUUGAGCCGUCGUUGCGCGACUUGGAAGAAUGUGAUACUCGCAUUGCUCGAGCCAUGACAAGAGCAGAGUCUGAACCGGAAUUGGGGCUGGAUGACGACCAGGAGGACGGAUUUUUUUGCUGA